UGAUACGUGAAACACAUGAAGAUUGAUAAAUCACCGUCACUCUGAAUCACGGGUUUACUCGUACAAGUCGCAACGAGUAGACGAGCAGACUCAUUUCAUCCUGAAACAGACUGCGUUCUUAUCAGUUAUCAGAAACGAAGCGACCUCCCAGAUACCUCACACAAAUUUCCCGGCACUGGAGCCGUCAUGGACGCCGCCGACAACGCAUACCACCACCAUAUGCACGGAAUGGCGCCGCCGAAGGAUUCCUCCACCGCAUCGCCGGAGAUGACGCACGGCACGAUGAUGCUGCACAUGACCUUCUUUUGGGGAGACAACGCCGAGAUUCUGUUCAAUCGCUGGCCUGGCGAACGCGGCGGCAUGUACGCCUUGGCCUUGAUCUUCGUUUUCGUGCUUGCUUUGAUCGUCGAGUGGCUUUCGCAUAGCCGAUUGAUUAAGGAAGAUUCGAGCGCCGCGGCGGCAAGAUUGAUCCGGACUCUUUUGCAUAGGGUUAGGGUUGGAUUGGUGUAUUUAGUGAUGCUAGCCGUCAUGUCGUUCAAUGUUGGAGUGUUUUUGGUAGCCAUCGGUGGCCAUUGCCUCGGAUUCUUGCUGUUUGGGAGUAGAUUGUUCAAGAAAUCGGCCGUGGCUUCUGAGUCAGCCUCAAGAACAGGCAGCCAGUUACAUCGCGACACGUGGAAAAGGAUUCAACAAAACUAAGGCGGCGGAGACGAGACACGGUUGCUAACUAAUGUCCUAAACCUUGAAAGUCUAAACAAAAUAUCAUUAAAAAAUAUCU
Messenger RNA from Cucurbita moschata (crookneck pumpkin), 775 nucleotides. Its product is annotated as copper transporter 6-like. The transcript has 2 exons. The coding region runs from base 187 to 696 and encodes 169 amino acids. NCBI's taxonomy places the organism in Eukaryota, Viridiplantae, Streptophyta, Magnoliopsida, Cucurbitales, Cucurbitaceae. Gene Ontology annotation, molecular function: copper ion transmembrane transporter activity. Gene Ontology annotation, cellular component: plasma membrane. Gene Ontology annotation, biological process: intracellular copper ion homeostasis; copper ion transmembrane transport. The record is from RefSeq and is a predicted model, not a curated record.